AUGAUGCUAAAGCAAGGCAUGCAAUCAGACUUUAUGACUGAACCCCAACUUUUAGACUCCACGGCAUUCAAUGGGUCCAAGGAGUUCGACAGAAGAGAUAGCUUUCUGAUGCUCAAUUCUGACUCUGACCAGGAACCUUCGUCGAGCAGUCAGACCGCUCAGUUUCCACUGAAACUUCAUGAAAUGCUGGCAUGGUCCGAACGAGAAGGCUAUCAGUCCAUUGUUUCCUGGCUGCCUGGAACAAAUACUAACGCCUUUAAGGUUCACAAAAAGGAAGCCUUUGUCACACAGGUAAUGCCAAAGUUCUUCAAACAGACGCAGUACAAAUCGUUCAUCCGACAGCUGAAUCUGUGGGAUUUUGAACGCAUUGUGGAAUCAAGUCCUAACAAAGGAGGAUACACUCACGCGCUCUUUGUGAAAGGUAACCCUAUCAUUUGCAAGGAGAUGAGACGAACAAAGAUCAAAGGAAAGAACAGCAAGCUCUUGUCAGGUGGAGUGACGCGAAAAGCUUCUCGAGACGAGAAAGUGGAGUCCAAACGGCUUCAAAAUCCGUCGUCCUUCUUACCUAAUACACCGCCACAUCCAAGUAAUCAGCAACAAGAACCAAAACAAGAAAAGAAAGCACAAAGAAUAGACGAAAUAGGGAUAUUUCCUUUCAUGGGACAGUUUGGCCGACCUGGUCGGAUUGAGCCACAAGAAAUGAAAUACGUACAAAUCGGAAUGAACCUUGGACGAUUGGUAUCCAAAGGAGAAUGGCCUGCGCCUGCGUAA
Molecule: messenger RNA, 771 nt
Organism: Cylindrotheca closterium
Lineage: Eukaryota; Bacillariophyta; Bacillariophyceae; Bacillariales; Bacillariaceae
Source: the annotation of a GenBank genome assembly